Scophthalmus maximus (turbot) is the source of this 2708-nucleotide messenger RNA. RefSeq names its product autocrine motility factor receptor a (gene amfra). Gene Ontology annotation, cellular component: cytosol; endoplasmic reticulum; ubiquitin ligase complex. Gene Ontology annotation, molecular function: ubiquitin protein ligase activity; ubiquitin binding. Lineage: Eukaryota; Metazoa; Chordata; Actinopteri; Pleuronectiformes; Scophthalmidae. The record is from RefSeq and is a predicted model, not a curated record. The coding region runs from base 275 to 2128 and encodes 617 amino acids. Gene Ontology annotation, biological process: protein K48-linked ubiquitination; ubiquitin-dependent protein catabolic process; endoplasmic reticulum unfolded protein response. The transcript is spliced from 13 exons.
GGAAGUCUUCCUCGUUGUUGCUUCCGGUUUCGACAGACGGACCGAAGCUAACGGGACUCUGACUGUUUUUGCGAGACUCAGUCAUGAUUCAAACCGUGACAGCGCUGUUUUGUAAAAUAAUGAAUGUUUUUGAUAAGUUUUAAUUUCACCCCGUGUCUUUUAACUGCCACUGACGACGAGGAGCGGUGCUUUACCGGCGCUAGGCUAACUAGCUAGCUAGCUAGCGCUACUUGUAAUGUAACUGUUGUGUAACAGAAUAAGCGUCCGGGUCGUCAUGCCUCUCCUGCUGCUCGAGCGGUUCCCUUGGCCCAGUCUGCAGACAUACACGGCGCUGAGCGCUGCGCUGCUGGUCGGCACCGUCCUCACCCUCUGCUCCCCCUCCUCCUCCUCCUCCCGCCCGCUGUCCAGCCCGGAGGAGGGGGAGCAGGUGGAGGGGGAGGAGAUCCGCAGCCUCCCGAUGCACAGCUCCAGGAUCAGCCGGUGGGUCCGGGACGGUGUCGCUGGACAGCACCUGGGUGCGGGGGGGCACGGAGACGGUGCUGCGGGAGUCCUGCUGUACCUGCUGAGUGACAGCGUCUUCAUCUGGGUGAUGGUGAACUCCGCCUGCUGCGUCCUGCUGCUCGUUGCCAAACUCAUCCAGCGCGUCGUGUUCGGGCCGCUGCGCGUCAGUGAGAAGCAGCAACUGAAGGAGAAGUUCUGGAACUUCCUCUUUUACAAGUUCAUCUUCGUGUUCGGCGUCCUGAACGUCCAGACGCUGGAGGAGGUGGUGAUCUGGUGGCUCUGGUUCUCCGUCAUGGUCUUCCUCCAUCUCCUGGUGCAGCUCUGCAGCGAUCGCUUUGAAUAUUUGUCCUUCUCUCCAGCCACUCCUCUGUCCGGUCACGCCCGGGUGCUGCUGCUGUUGGUGAUGCUGCUCUCGUGCUGCGCUGGUCUGGCGGCGCUCUGCAGCCGCCUGGCUCGCAGUCAGGGCCGACACACCGCCGCCUUCAUGGCUGCAGAGUGCAUGCUGGUGACCAUCAGGACGACACACGUCAUGUUCCGCUACUCCAUCCACCUGUGGGAUGUGAACCAGGCCGGUGGCUGGGAGAAGAAAUCCUCCUGCGUCUACUACACCGACCUGCUGAUGGAGCUGCUCUCGCUGGGCCUCGACCUGCUGCAUCACACCCACAUGCUGCUCUUCAGUAACAUCUGGUUGUCCAUGGCGAGUCUGGUCGUCUUCAUGCAGCUCCGCUUCCUCCUCCUGGAGGUUCAGAAGAGAAUCCGCCGCCACCGCAACUACCUGCGGGUUCUCCACAACAUGGAGACCAGGUUUCCCGUGGCGACCACAGACGAACUGUCGGCUAAUAACGACGACUGCGCCAUCUGCUGGGAUGCAAUGAGCGCCGCUCGGAAACUUCCCUGCGGUCACCUCUUCCACAGCUCAUGUCUGCGCUCGUGGCUCGAGCAGGACACGUCGUGUCCGACGUGCCGGACGUCCUUGAACAUCGGAGGUGAAGGUCAAGACGAGAGGGAGACGAGGGAGGUCGCCCCCGACAACAUGGCCGCCGGGGCCGACGCCCGGCCGCACCUCAACCACCUCAACCACUUCUUCCACUUUGACGGCUCUCGUAUCGCCGGCUGGCUGCCCAGCUUCUCCGUGGAAGUCAUGGCCACGACCAACUUCCUGGGCAUCGCACCGCUCCACCCGACUCACCGCAACGCCAUGGCUCAUCAGAUCCAGCAGAUGUUUCCUCACGUUCCCGUCCAGCUGAUCCUGCUCGACCUGGAGGUCACUCGAUCCCUGGAGGUCACCACCGACAACAUCCUGGAGGGACGAAUCCCGGCCGCCGCUCCACCGCUGGUGACGGAGCGCCUGCUCAUUCACGUGACUCCUCCCCCCGAGGACGACGACGGACUCGGCGGCGAGUCUGAGCAGGACGAGGAGAGCGACGGCCUGGAGGACGAGGAAGAGGAGGAGGAAGAAGACGAGGCGGAGGAGAAACAGAUCGUGGAGGAAGACGAGCGGACGGUGGAGAUGCGGUUCUGUACGUCGACGGCAGCGCGACAGAAGCUUCUGCUGCAGAGGAGGGAGGAGCUUCUGCGGCAAGCGCGAAGAGAUUAUCUGAUCAAGAGCAACACGCCGACGCUUUGAUGACCGAUCACGUGAACCUGACGAAGUCUGACGGCACCGCUGAGCCCUGACGGACAUCGACUGUCUGUGGCUCCGCCUCCACUGAAGGAAAAGAGCCAGCGGCAGUUCACACGUCUUGACGCUAACUAGAGACUUGAAGUGGUCAGGAUCUGUGGCUCCGCCCAGCAGACGUGAUUGGUUUCACAUCACACAACGAUGGAUUUACAGUAAACGAAUCACAGCAGCGUGUCGUUAAACAUAGAAAAUGAAGUCACAGCUGGAGUCGAGUUUGAAUGUUUGUUUAGCCAGAAUCCCUGCAGGUGUUAAUGUUUCUGUCAGAAAAGUUCGACGGAACUGCAGAUGAUUCAUUUGUCAUGAUUCAUUCAUCAGUGUUCGUGUUUCUUUAUUUAUGUCUUUCAUCAGAACUGAAGAAAGAUUUGAGACUAAUACGGAGAAAACAGUAUAUCAAUGUUCAACACAUUAGUUAUUAAAAACUUAGAUCUUUAUGAAUAUUUAGUGUCUUUAUCAGAGAUUCUUCAGUUGUUCAUCCUGGUGAAAAUGUUUGUGAUGUUUACAGAAAAUAAAUUUUAAUUUCAAGCGA